GGCGAGUCUGUGAUAAUUUCCUCAUUCUGCGUGUACAAAACAUCAGGAGAUGUCUGGACGAGGAAAAACCAGCGGCAAAGCUCGGGCCAAGGCCAAGUCUCGCUCGUCCCGGGCUGGACUGCAGUUCCCGGUCGGUCGUGUUCAUAGGCACUUGAGGAAAGGCAACUAUGCUCAGCGGGUGGGUGCAGGAGCCCCUGUCUAUCUGGCUGCUGUGCUCGAGUAUCUGACGGCUGAAAUCCUCGAGCUGGCCGGCAACGCAGCCCGGGACAACAAGAAGAGCCGCAUCAUCCCCAGACAUCUGCAGCUGGCCGUCCGCAACGACGAGGAGCUCAACAAGCUGCUGGGAGGGGUGACCAUCGCUCAGGGCGGUGUGUUGCCCAAUAUCCAGGCCGUGUUGUUGCCCAAGAAAACCGGCGGAACGAACAAGUAAGCGAGAGAAACUCAACAUAGUGACCCAAAGGCUCUUUUCAGAGCCACUCACCAUGUCUGUGAAGGGCUGAUCAUCGAUUAUGUUUAGUGCGGGACAAGUGUUCCUUGUCGUUGUCGAAAACCGACUGCACAUUGAGUUGUCUACACGGUGGCGGAGCGGUAGACCAACUGCCUUACAGCGCCAGAGACCCUGGUUCGAUCCUGACUACGGGCGCUUCCCUGUACACAAUUUGUACGUUCUCCCCGUUUCCUCCCACACACAAAAGACGUCCAGGGUUGUAGGUUAAUUGGUUUGAUAUAAAUGUUUAAAAAUAUAUGUUUUUCAAACAUUUAUCAUUUGUAGGAUAGUGUUCAUGUGUGAGGAUCGCUAGUCGGUGCGGACUCGCUGGUCCGAAGGGUCAGUUUCCGCGUUGUACCUCAAAACUAAACAUGAAACAGCGGUUGGCUGAUGCGGGAAGAUACAUUUAGACAGAUAUUCCUCAGAACAUUGGCAGCGACCUACAGUAAGAGAUAUUCCUCGAAACCAACUCCGUUUCCCUCUCACCUACAGAACAAUUAAUGCAGCAACACUAA
Messenger RNA from Leucoraja erinaceus (little skate), 1002 nucleotides. RefSeq names its product histone H2AX-like. The transcript has a single exon. The record is from RefSeq and is a predicted model, not a curated record. Gene Ontology annotation, molecular function: structural constituent of chromatin; protein heterodimerization activity; DNA binding. The coding region runs from base 50 to 430 and encodes 126 amino acids. Gene Ontology annotation, cellular component: nucleosome. Lineage: Eukaryota; Metazoa; Chordata; Chondrichthyes; Rajiformes; Rajidae.